Aureobasidium subglaciale EXF-2481 is the source of this 1551-nucleotide messenger RNA. RefSeq lists its product as uncharacterized. The coding region runs from base 155 to 1387 and encodes 410 amino acids. The transcript has a single exon. The record is from RefSeq and is a predicted model, not a curated record. Lineage: Eukaryota; Fungi; Ascomycota; Dothideomycetes; Dothideales; Saccotheciaceae.
CUUUGUGUUGCUUGACCUACAUGCGCGGCAUUCUGGAGUUCUGCCACUCCUCAUUACGGGGUCAAGAGUCAUCUGUGGCUUUACGCCGUACCUCUGGUCUCCCGCUACCUGCCUGCUACAGUCUCUCUGAUCGCCUUCGCGUCUUACUUCUUGAAUGAAACGCCCUGAGCGUUUUGCCAGCCCUAGAAGCCCCGCAUGUUUCAUCUCUGCAAGGCGUGGCUCAGAUCCUCCUGGAAACCAAAAUGCCAUUUUUCUGGCUGUCGCUAGAGUAUUGACGCGAUUCCCUGGGCUCAUCAGUGAAUCUGACACGAUCGGACGCUGGAGGCACCCUCACCCAGAGACCUCACGAUUCCCCUCUGACAUAAGGGAGAGUUUGAAGAAAUGGCUUCUAAACAAGGCAGAACGCCUUGCUGGCCUUCCUGGAUAUAUAUGCUGGAGUGGUGAAGCUGAUGAGGUCGUCAGAGCCAUCGCACAUGCAAGCCGUCGUCACCAGAAUCUAUGCCUCGCUCGUGGAGUGACUGCAGUCCAUGGAUCCUCUCUGAAUCUCACGUUCUUCUCUUGCCACAAUUUCCUACGCUCCAAAAUCUGGACCCGUCCAAGGCAUGAAGGGUCAUCGGUAAAGCGCGCACGAAAUGAAAGAGAGCGUCCAUCUUACCCUCGACUGUGGCUUUGUGAAAGAUUUGCUGCGGUACAAUACCAUGCCAGCCUACACCACUCAGACACUAGCUCGAGCGACUCUGCCAGCCUGCACGACAGUAACGAUGGAUGCAGGAUACAGCCAGUCUCUUUUGAAUCUGCAACGAGCGUGGAGACAACUCCGACCCAUCUCUCCCCGCAGGCGGUCGCCGAUGAGGUCCUGGGUGCCUCAACAACCAUCUCAGGAAAGCGAGACAUAGAAGCAUUAGUUGAAAGUGGUAAACAGUCAUCCGAACUGGUGCAUGAGAGUCUCAUGAUAAGACUCAAGCAGCCACCGCAGGCUCCACAGCUAUAUGUCUCAGCCCAAGAAGAGCAGAGACGUCAUGGUGUUCCUUAUGGAAGAAGCGAAGAGUCCAACAACCACCCUGUCUACCAUCGCUUCAUCCUCAAACUCUACCCAACGGACGGUGGAGAGACAUUAGCAGUGUCUAUUUACGCGACCGAACUCGGCAAGGGUAUUGAGAUAAUAACUACCUCUGGUCCAUCCUGCUGGGGUGUUAUCAUUCGUCCAUGUAUCUGCGUGUCUUGCAGCUACAAAGCCAUGUGUUUGUGGACUGGAUAUACCCGACGAGCUGUUGCUCAUGACCUGCACUCAUCUCGCUGGCAGCGACAUCCGUUGCCAGCAUUGCCGCGAUGGCCACCGCAAGUGCUUCCCCAUCCCCAAUGUUCACCUCAAUCUACGACUUGUUGACAAGCGCAUACACUCUAUCAGACGUCCAGCCCUCAGACUUGUCUACUUCUCGGAGAGAGUCAUCGACGUGUCUCUUCAAGAUUGUCAGCAGCUAUGCUCUCUGAGUGUUGGUCCUUACGCCCACCACCUCCCACCGCUGAGAUGGUCAACCAGUACCACGCCAG